GCUCAAAUAACUUCGGCGCGAUAGACUUGUAAUUCCUGUCGCGACCAGUGUUACUCUUUACUACUGUGUAUGAGUACAAUAAGGUGCCUAUAUUAAAGCUGCAUAAGAAUUCUACUUUAGGUCGGUUGCAAGUGAUCACCACUAGUGAUUUACUGUAUGUUAAUUGCGGGCCUAUCGCCGGCUAACUGUUAAUAACUGAGUGGACAAGUGUUUUUGCGAAUAAUUACCUAAUACAUUUAUUUCAACACGCAAUAACUAAAACAAUUACCAUUGUGUGAGGAUAUAGAUUUUAUAUCUGUUGUCAACUGAGGAAUAACACGGACAACUCGCCCAAUGUUGAACUAAAAAAACAUCCGAUUUUGUGACACUGUUGAUUUGUAUGUAGAUGUAGUAUCCCUGAAUGGGAAAUUUCAUUAAAAAUCUGUCGUGACAUCAUCGUUCACCAAUUGUCGUUGCAUAGGCGGAUCAAAAUAUGCCGCCCCUCAAGGUGUUGUGUUUUGCGCUUAUGCAGUUAACAAGUACAAUGGUGCUGUGUUAAAAGAUAAUUUUUAAAAAAGUUCCAGCUGUUUCUUAGCAGAGAAAUCGCAUUGAAAAAAAUAGUGUUAAAUUUUUGUUACCAACGGAAUGUACAGAAUAACUAUUUGCAUAAAAUCAUUCAGAUAGUUAACCUCACUGAACUCACAACACAGCACCUUCUCUGGUAUCAUAAUUGAUGCUUGAACGGUCUGAUAACAGCCUAUUAUAAAGUAGGAGAGGCUGCGGUGAGCUACAGAGAUUUUUUAGUGAAGCUUUGUUUUCAACGCGCAGCUAACCGACUAGUGCGACUGCUUUUAGACUAAAGCCCAACUAUUGUGACGACUGUUCUAAUAUGGGUAAUAACGUAACCAGUUGCUGUAGCUGUUCGUGCUGUGGAUCCAAUCGAUACUGUAAGAAGCAUUGCCCGGCGGACUCUGCGUCAGACGAUUCAGACAAGAGCGUUCACGAUCGGUUGCUCGAGAGAAGAAACCCUUUGGCUGUUCCGGUUCUGGAGAUGAAAAAUAGGGACGAAGCAGACUCCCCUUCAGCUGAUGUCCUCACCGUGAAAGCGGUAGAUUUGUGUAUCGAAGAAAAUGGCAAACUACAUCACACGAAACGGUUCGAGCUGAUGAACCGAGAUAGUGGCGGUGGAUUACCAGCCAGGCUAGUAGUUCGAAGAGGUCAGCUGUUUCGUCUUCGAUUGAUGUGCGAUCGACCGUUCGAUCGGAGCCGUGAUGCUAUGAGUCUGAUUUUCAGUGUAGGCGACGAGGAACGGCCAACACACGGACACGGCACACUAGUGGGUGUGGCAUUGCAACAGUAUCUUCACAUGAUCGAGAAUCCGCUGGAAUGGGGAGCCGCGAUCGACUUCGUGAGCGGUGAUGUGCUGGAGAUUUUAGUUAAAGCAGCCGCUACUGCACCGGUUACCAAGUGGAAGUUGGAUAUCGAUACGAAACUUUUGGCCGAAGGAUACGGCAAAAGUUAUUCACUGCUUCUACCGUUCUACUUACUCUUCAAUCCAUGGUGUGAGGAUGAUCAGGUUUAUUUAGACGACAAGGCCCUUCGCGAUGAAUGUGUUAAAAAUGAUACGACGCUCAUCUGGAGAGGUUCCUACAAUCGUUUACGACCAUCGGUUUGGAAGUUUGGUCAGUUCGAAAGGCACAUUCUCGAAUGUUCGCUACUGUUAAUUUCCAAAGUCGGCAAAGUAUCUGCUACCCAUCGGGGUGAUCCUAUACGCGUAAGUAGAGCAAUAUCCGCGGCCGUAAAUUCACCAGAUGAUGACGGUGUUCUGCUCGGCAACUGGGGUGUUGAUUUUUCCGGUGGAACAGCCCCAACGAAGUGGGUUGGAUCAGUGGAAAUAAUGCAGCAGUUUUAUAAGAAGCGAAAACCGGUAAAGUUCGGACAAUGUUGGGUAUUUUCAGGGGUUGUUUCAACUAUUGCGAGAGCUAUCGGAAUUCCUUCGCGUGUGGUAACAACCUAUUCAUGUGCUCAUGACACGCAAAGUUCUCUAACCGUUGACUACUUUGUCGAUGAAAACGGCAAAGUUAUGGAGGAGUUGAAUUCGGACUCGAUCUGGAACUAUCACGUAUGGAACGAAGUUUGGAUGAAACGGCCUGACCUGGGAGUGAGUUCGGAUGGAGACUAUGGCGGCUGGCAGGCGAUCGAUGCAACUCCCCAGGAAAUGUCCGAUGGGAUGUUCCACUGUGGACCGGCAUCCGUUUUAGCUGUAAAGCUUGGAGAAGUUGCGAAACCUUAUGAUAACAACUUUUUGUUUGCUGAAGUAAAUGCGGAUAAAGUGUUUUGGCGUUAUACAGGUCCGGCGCAUCCUUUAAAACUGCUCCGCAAGGACGUGUUAGGGAUUGGUCACUUUAUUAGCACGAAAGCCGUUGGAAAGUGGGAACGGGAGGACAUCACGAGCAGCUACAAAUUUGCCGAAAAAUCUCAGGAAGAGAGAGAUACCAUGUUGAAGGCACUGAAGCAAGCGAACAGUGCUUUUAGCAGGUAUUAUUUGAAUGAGGAUUUCAAUGAAAUUUACUUCAACUUCGAGCUUCGGGAUGACAUCAAAAUUGGUGAAUCGUUUUCAGUGAUUCUUCAAAUUAAAAACCGCUCAUCGGAACGGACACAUACAGUUAAUGGCUCCCUCAAUGUUGACACCGUACUUUACACAGGAAAAUAUCGUGAAAUGGUGAAGGUGGAACCGUUUAGUGUUGUUCUCGAUCCAAGCUCCGAAGAUUCCAUUCUAAUGGAUGUAACGUUCGAUGAGUAUUACGGAAAGCUGCGUGAUCAAGCGGCAUUCAAUAUCUCCUGUUUGGCAACUGUCGAGGACACCGAGUAUGAAUUUUUCGCUCAGGACGAUUUUCGUGUUCGAAAACCCGAUAUCAAAAUCAAGUUAUCGGAUGAAGCGGUUUCACAUAACCCCGUAGAAGUGACGAUUUCGUUACUGAAUCCACUGCCAAUUGCACUUCGGAAGGGAAUUUUCCACGUGGAAGGAUCCGCUAUCGAGAAACCACUGAUUUUCAAGCACUCGGAAGUGGCCGUUGAUGAAACUAUUAGCAAUACGUUUAGUUUAACACCGGAAUUCGUGGGUCGCGCCACAAUCGCUGUAAAAUUCACCUCUAAGGAGCUAGAUGACGUUGAUGGUUUUCUUGCCUAUGAAAUUAAGCCACGACCGGAGGAUAUACUGAUGAACAGUACUACAAAUGAAAUAAUUGCCCGAACAGAUGUGAUGGACUAAUGUAUUACUAAGAAAAAAAAAGCCUUAGUGUUCAUGAUUGAAUAUAACCAAAAUUAGGCUUAAGUUUUAUUCGUUCUGCGUUUGUUUUUAGAAAUAAUAAUGUUAACAAUUUCAUUUAUUCGUCUGAAUAAAAAUAUUGAAUUCUUUUUUCAAAAA
This is a messenger RNA of Wyeomyia smithii (pitcher-plant mosquito), 3406 nucleotides long. RefSeq names its product annulin-like. Gene Ontology annotation, molecular function: protein-glutamine gamma-glutamyltransferase activity. Gene Ontology annotation, biological process: peptide cross-linking. NCBI's taxonomy places the organism in Eukaryota, Metazoa, Arthropoda, Insecta, Diptera, Culicidae. The record is from RefSeq and is a predicted model, not a curated record. The transcript is spliced from 6 exons. Bases 869 to 3250 code for a protein of 793 amino acids.